Molecule: messenger RNA, 2593 nt
Organism: Ananas comosus (pineapple)
Lineage: Eukaryota; Viridiplantae; Streptophyta; Magnoliopsida; Poales; Bromeliaceae
Product: microtubule-associated protein 70-2-like
Exons: 11
Coding region: 243-2072 (609 amino acids)
Biological process (GO): cytoskeleton organization
Molecular function (GO): microtubule binding
Source: RefSeq, a predicted model, not a curated record
CUCUCUCUCCCUGUUGAAACCAGACCUUUCUCUCUCUCUCUCUCUCUCUCUCUCUCUCUUUCCGGGAUUCAAAUUGCUCUGAAGAAGAAGAAGAAGACGACGGCAAGGAACGCGAGGAAGCGAGGAGCUAGGGUUUCAAAUCGCGCUUCUCCUGCGCUCCAUCGACGGAUCGAAGCAACUAGAGGAACCUAGAGGGUUCGGGAUUUGGAUGGUGGGUGCGAGAGAGGAUUAGGGCGGCGGAGAUGGCUGAUCUGAGCGGCGGCGGCGGAGGAGAGGGUUUUGCGGCGGAGGCUGGGGGCAAUGCGGCGGCGCUCAAGGGGGCGCCGCGGCGGAGGGGGUCGAUUCGGCGGAGCUUGGAUGCGGACGAGUUCAUCAACAUGCUCCACGGGUCCGAUCCGGUGAAGGUCGAGCUCAAUAGGCUCGAGAACGAAGUCAGAGAUAAGGAGCGUGAAUUAGGAGAGGCUCAGGCGGAGAUCAAGGCUCUGAGGUUAUCGGAGCGUGCAAGAGAGAAGGCUGUCGAAGAGCUUUCAGAGGAGUUGGCAAAGUUGGACGAGAAACUCAAGCUAACGGAAUCCCUUCUUGAAAGCAAAAAUCUUGAAAUCAAGAAGAUUAAUGAUGAGAAAAAAGCCUCCAUGGCUGCCCAGUACGCAGCAGAAGCUACACUUAGGCGAGUUCAUGCAGCUCAAAAGGAUGAUGACAUGCCCCCAAUUGAAGCCAUUCUGGCACCGCUUGAGGCAGAGCUGAAGCUUGCCCGUCAGGAGAUUGCAAAGCUGCAAGAUGACAAUAGGGCAUUGGAUCGUCUGACCAAAUCCAAAGAGGCAGCAUUAGUGGAAGCAGAAAGGACCGUACAGAUUGCUUUAGCAAAGGCUUCUAUGGUGGAUGAUCUACUAAACAAAAAUCAGGAGCUGAUGAAGCAGAUUGAGAUCUGCCAGGAAGAAAACAAGAUCUUGGACAAAUUGCACCGCCAAAAAGUCGCAGAGGUUGAAAAGCUUAGCCAGACUGUGAGGGAGCUAGAAGAGGCUGUUCUUGCUGGUGGCGCAGCUGCUAAUGCUGUUAGAGACUACCAGCGUAAAGUUCAGGAAAUGAAUGAAGAGAGGAAAACGCUUGACCGAGAGCUUGCCCGUGCAAAAGUUACAGCAAAUAGGGUUGCUGUUGUAGUUGCAAACGAAUGGAAAGAUGCUAAUGACAAAGUAAUGCCUGUUAGACAGUGGCUGGAGGAGCGAAGGUUCAUGCAAGGGGAAAUGCUGCAGCUGCGCGAUAAGCUUGCCAUAGUGGAACGCGCUGCUAGAUCCGAAGCUCAAUUAAAGGAGAAGUACCAGUUGCGACUGAAAGUAUUGGAAGAAGGAUUGAGAAUGCCCUCAAGCAGUUCCACUCGUCCCGGUGCAGAAGGCAAGUCUUUAAGCAAUGGCCCUUCCCGUCGCCAAUCACUGGGUGGAGCUGAUAACAUUUCUAAGUUGUCUCCAAGCGGCUUGUUACUUAAGAAAUCUCCAUCAUUUCAAAUAAGAUCUUCUCUCUCCACAGGCAGCAGUAUAGUACUGAAGCACGCAAAAGGUGCUUCGAAGUCAUUUGAUGGUGGUAGUAGGUCACUAGAACGUGCAAAAGUCCUUACAAAUGGAGCAGGUCAUUUAAUGAACAGAUCGUCAGAUAGUAUUAGAGACAGUGAGAUGAAUGACUAUUCUAAAGAAAGCACAGAUGAAAAAUCAAUAGUUGAUUCUGCUAACAAUGAUUUGAAUGAUUCUGUCUCUGGAUUGUUGUAUGAUUUACUGCAGAAGGAGGUAGUCAUGUUAAGAAAAGCAUGCCAUGAGAAAGAUCAAAGCCUGAAGGACAAGGAUGACGCGAUUGAGAUGCUAGCAAGGAAGGUGGAUACAUUAAAUAAAGCAAUGGAAGUGGAGGCCAAAAAAAUGAGAAGGGAGGUGGCCGCCAUGGAGAAAGAGGUUGCCGCCAUGCGUGUGGAGAAGGAGCAAGACAAUAGGGCUAAGCGGCUUAGUAGUUCCAAGGCUCCUGUAAAUACUUCCCAGCUGCUAUCUGGGAGAAAUGUCCCACGAAGUGGGUUGACGCGCAAUGUUCAAUGACAAAGCAACUCGAAGUAGAGCUCUCAUGCUCCUUUUGCUCUUCCAACCUACUUUGUUAUCCCCAAGCUUCCAUGACUUGUGGAUUAAAAUCGGCACGGACGACCCUUAUACUAUCAAGAAAGAGGGGAAAAAAGAAGAAGAAAGAGGACACAAAGAGGGCCGAUGUGCAUCUGACACGACUUUUCGCCGUAAUGCUGUAGUUGGGGUGAUGCUUUAAGUCAAGCUAACCUUCUUUGUUUUGUUUCUUAUUUUGUUUUUUCAAGUCAAGGCUCGUUAUCCGUUUUGUAAGACGAACCUUUUGUAUUGUUUGUAUAGGUUGGAGUAUUCUAUUUCUUCCUACUUGCUCUCUUUUAACAGAGUGUGGUGGAUUCCUUUUCUCUACCCAGGUGGUGAAUAUAUUCUUAUACCAUGUGGUUGGUUUGGUAUUGAUUUUAUCGUCACAAUGUUUGUGAGAAAAUUUCUUAUCCCAACUGUGGUUGUAUGCGUGUAACUUAGCAAACGAAUAUGAAACUUUCCGUUUA